This is a messenger RNA of Liolophura sinensis, 4211 nucleotides long. RefSeq lists its product as uncharacterized. Bases 98 to 1633 code for a protein of 511 amino acids. Lineage: Eukaryota; Metazoa; Mollusca; Polyplacophora; Chitonida; Chitonidae. The transcript is spliced from 12 exons. Gene Ontology annotation, molecular function: oxidoreductase activity, acting on paired donors, with incorporation or reduction of molecular oxygen; heme binding; iron ion binding. The record is from RefSeq and is a predicted model, not a curated record.
GAGAUUUGCACGUUACGUACCGGAAGCCUAUAGGCCUAGAGAGCUGUAAGCCGGUAGACGAAGACUGUGGGGCUGAUACAUCGCACGAAAAGUAUCAAUGGCGGGUAAGACGUCGAGUCUACCAGACCAGAUAUGGAAUGUGCUGUCUCACUUGGAGCAGAUCUCCGUGGGGACGGCAUUACUUGCUGUCCUAACACUCUGGUUCGUCUAUACUGUCUUCAUCAAACCAUUUCUGUCCCCAUUAAGAAAGAUACCAGGUCGCCCCUACAUCCCCCUGCUGGGCAACUCACGGGAAAUUGCUCGCUCUGAAGCCCUAACUAACACCCUCAGAUGGAUGAAAGACCUCAAUUCAACGAUUGUCCGUUUUUAUCUCCCCUUUGGCCGAGAGCGCCUGCUUGUGGCAGAUCCUACGAGUAUGAAGCACAUUCUCGUCACCAACAGCAAGAAUUAUGAGCGUAUUUCUCCCGGCCUAACCUUUCCUCUACUGAGGGUAUGUAAAGGCGGUCUGUUGGUGACCACGGGAGAAGAACAUCAUGCUCAACGACGGCUUUGUAACAUCGCUUUUCGCAAAGCUGUUCUGGCAUCCAUGAUUCCAACCUUUGAGAAACAUGCCAAAAAGCUAGUGAAGUUUUGGUUGGCUAAGAUGUCAGCAGUUUCUGGCAAGACGGUGGAAGUUCCUGCUCAAAACGACAUCAUUAGAUUGACUUUGGACAUUAUCUGUGAGACUGGGUUUGACUUCCCGCUGAACAGCGUUGAGAAUGAGACAGACGAGGAGGCCAGAAACGUGUCGGCUUUGCUGCGAUCCUUCAGAAGGGAUAUCAAGAAAAGCCUGCCAUUUUACCAAUACCUACCAUUUGAGGAAAACCGUCGCUUCAAAAAGAACAAAGAAAUGGUGGAUCUCUUGGUGAAAUCAGUCAUGAAGAAAAAACGCACAGCUUUACACACAUCGGACAAAGACAAUACCAGGGACCUACUCACCAAUCUGAUUCUGGCUAGAGAUGAAACUGGUGCGGCGCUGGAAGAAAGCGAAAUCCAGACCCAAAUCAUCACCUUUUUAUUGGCUGGUCAUGAGACAACUUCCACAGGGUUAUCCUGGGUGCUGAAGCAGUUGUCAGAGCUACCGGAAGUCCAGGAGCGUCUGAGGAGGGAAGUCAGGAACAGUUGCCAUGACGAUGACGAUCUGGUGAUGACAGCUGACAGUCUGGACAAAAUGCCUUACCUGAACUGCGUCAUUCGAGAGACACUGAGGUUUCUGCCCCCUGUGACGAGUAUUUGGAGAAAAUCCCUGAAGGAAGACACCCUGUGUGGAUACAAGAUUCCCUCUGGUACUACCAUCGGCCUACACGUCGGCACUAUGAUGAGGUUACCACAGUUCUGGGACGACCCGGAAGUGUUUAAACCAGAGCGGUUCCUUGGAGACAAGACCAUAGACCCAUACAGCUUCCUCCCUUUCGGGGCUGGCGCCCACAUGUGUAUCGGUCACCGCUUCGCAGUUCUGGAGAUGUCAACAGUUUUGGCUACUUUUGUUCGAAGUUUGCGAUUUGAACCCGUGGUGGGAAUGAACUACAAGCGUAGUUCAGGGAUCACCAUGAAGCCAAGCCCGCCAUUAGUGCUGAAGAUAGAAAAGAUCUGAUUGACUGACCUCAAUGGCAGUUAAAUAAUUACAUACGGGAUAUGUUUUUUGGUGACGAAGAAGGGUUACUAGACUUGACCUCCAAUAGUGACACUGCUGUUUUGCAAAGGACAAAAUGCUGAACUGAAAAGAACAUAUUGCACAAAUAUGUUUGGCAGAUACAAUAAGGUUAUUACUGAUAUUUUGCAAAGCACUUUCGUUGCUGAUAAAAGUGUUUUUCUGUUGUAAAUAGCCUGUACAACUGUGAUGGUUAGUAAGAUUUUUUCAGCAUUUUUUACUGGAAGGUGGAAAUUCGGGAUCAUUUUACAUGCAAUUUGUGUGCCGCCCGGUGACGUACGUUACUGUUUGGCAUCUAAAUAUUGCUAGUUACCAAUAUAUUUAAAUUUUACGUACCCAACAGCGUGGGGUCAACAUGUACAUUGUAGAUUUAUCUAGAAUGUAGCUGUUCAUGUACAGCCAUUUUGACCAGCACGCAUUUGUGGUGGCCUCACCCACAUCACUGGUGGCCUCAUAAAACAAUAAGAUCCGAAAGAUCUUCCUAAAAAUCUAUUUUUUUCAAGUCUUUCAUAAAGAAAAAUUUUUAGAAAAUAAUUUAUAUUCCGAAUCAGCAUGGCGUGGUCUAUCAGCUGAUGUCCACUUUGUAAAUAUGCUGUCACGUGCUAUUGAGGUCACAUCUUCCCCUAGCUUGCACACCUCUUUAUUUAAUGAGAUUUGCAAACGCCAAACAAAAUCAAUCAAUAAAAGCACUUCAAAUUGUCAUUGAACAAUAUUUACCUUGUAUAUGUAAAAUAUGCCUACUUCGAUUUAUUCUUGUUCUUCGUGUGGAUUCUCCUCCUUUGUGUAAUACUCCAUUUUGUGUUCAUUUACCUUUUUAUAUAAAGUUUUUUUUAUGGAUGAAAUAGGAAAAUGAAAUCUCAAGAUUGUGAAGUUUAACUUACAGAUUAAUGCCUAUUUAAACACUGUGUCAUCUAAGUACCUCGAUCUAUGUGCUGUCAAUCUACAUUUGUUUUUUUUUCUUUGGCGAAAGCUUAAGAUCGGGGUAUAUUUUAUGGCUCCUUUGAAGCCGACUCACAAUAAUGACGUGAGAGACAACUGCAUGAACUAAACGCUUCAAUAUUUUCCACUUGAAAACAGUGUACACAGCGCUUCUGUUUUCAAUAACAGAUGUGUCUAAACUCUUCUUUUCUUUGAACAUUAAUGUAGUCCAAACAUUUUUGAUAUUAAAUAAGUUUUUUUUUUCAGUUUUGUUGAGUGUUAUUUAGAUUGAUUAUUUAUGUAUUUAAUUGCUGUUUUAUGCAGCACUCAAUAAUAUUUCACGUAUACGACGGCUGCCAGCAUUAUGGUGGGAGGGACCCGGGAAAUCCCACCACCAUCCGCAGGUUGCUGAAAGACCCUUCCACGUACGGCUGCAGAGUUAAGAUUGAAACGUAAUUUGUCAUUUUACCAGAGGAUUCUUUUUCAAUUUAUACGAUUAUUGUACAUCUUAGAUUUAUACGAUUAUUGUACAUCUUAGAUUGAUGCAAAGUGUUGUUACAUAUAUGCGAUUUUGCUUUUCAAGUUUUACCUCUCCUCUGAAAGAACACGUUUAGUGGCCUUUCAUAUUUGUCUACUUAAUUAUUCUCCAGAAGACCAUCCAAUAAGUAGUAUAUUGUCCUUUUGCACAGGUGGUGGGCGAUGCUAGUCAGAUCACACACGGUCGCGUCGCACAUUUUUGCGUCAAACCAGGGCAUGGAUUUGAGCGCUUAUGCAUAUCUAUGAGUCAUAUGAAUCUGUGCAACUAUAUGGGCGUAGCUGUUAGGUGGCCUGCGAAUAGAUGCAAAUGGUGGUUUGUAGUCUACCAUGUGGCCAUGUUGCAUUCUGCUUCACACACCUGGACGGCGCAUGCGCCGCGCCUUAUGCUCAUGUCACAUCUGCUGUCACGAAAUAAAAGUGAUCUUUCAAUCCGUAGAGACACCUAAUAUAGUUUCUUUAAGUGUGAACCUCCCCAGGUAAGUUCUGUGUGUCUUUGAACUUAUCAAUAGUCAGACGUUAUCAGUAAGGAUACGCUUAGCUUCCGCUGAAAUUGUGAUGUGCGUGGUUCUGACAAAAAAAAAACACCAAAAAAAAACACAACAACAUAAGCAUACUAUUUUAUCAUUGUUUAACGCCAUGCUUUAGAAUAUGUCACUUAUGCGAUGGCGGCGUGGAGGAAACUGGAGAGCCAGAAUAAACCAUUGACCUUUGGCAGGUUAUUCUGGCACAAAUUAGAACGUCUUUGGUGGAAGGCAACACCAAUAUCACUACCACCCUUAUAUCUUAGCUUGGCGUGAUUCAUAAUAUUGUGUUCAGUAUUUGGUUGUGCUGACUGGAAUGUGAAGUGAGCGUGCACUGUGAUGGAGUAUAACUCUGUACUGAUUAAACUAUGAAUACCGUUCAUGGCCUAAUUUUUACCAAGUAGCUUUUGAUAAAUUGCUGCAUUAUAACUUGAUCUUUUCCUGUAAUAUAUAACAUAUAGAUAUGUCAGUGAACAUUUUAUAGUGUUGUGUUUUUGUGCAAUAAAUCUGCCAAAGAGAGAGACACAAAUAUUUGUUUUUAUUCG